Messenger RNA from Penicillium canariense, 942 nucleotides. Its product is annotated as prephenate dehydratase PHA2. Gene Ontology annotation, biological process: L-phenylalanine biosynthetic process. The transcript has 2 exons. The coding region runs from base 1 to 942 and encodes 313 amino acids. Gene Ontology annotation, cellular component: cytoplasm. Lineage: Eukaryota; Fungi; Ascomycota; Eurotiomycetes; Eurotiales; Aspergillaceae. The record is from RefSeq and is a predicted model, not a curated record. Gene Ontology annotation, molecular function: chorismate mutase activity; prephenate dehydratase activity.
AUGCCUGCAGACCGUCUGAGGGUAGCCUUCCUGGGCCCGCCGGCGUCGUUCUCGCACCAGGCUGCGGCAGAGUCCUUUGACAAGACGGACGCCGAGUUGAUUCCGCACGUCUCCUUCGCAGAUGCCUUCACCGCCGUACAGCAGCAGGCCGCCGACUAUGCGGUGAUCCCGUUCGAGAACUCGACCAAUGGCUCCGUGGUCCAGACGCUGGAUCUCUUAGCGGACCGCAAUGCCCUCUACAAGGAUGUCAAGGUGUGCGGCGAAUACUAUUUGACCGUGCACCACUGCCUACUGGUCCGCAAGGGCACGUAUCCGGCCGGAUGGGCGGGCUACGACGGCUCCAUCACCAAGCUAUAUACACACCCACAGGCCUGGGGCCAAUGUGAGAACCUACUGUCGCAGCACUUCAAGGGCAUCGAAAGACAGGACGUCUCAUCCACGUCCAAAGCGGCGGAGAUUGUCGCCAAAGAGACCGGCGAGCGCGGCGCAGCCAUCGCCAGCAAAUUCGCCGCCGAGUAUCACGGCGUCGAUGUGCUGAAGGAGAAUAUCGAGGAUCGCGCCGAUAAUACGACCCGCUUCCUGAUUUUGAGGAACGUUCUUGCAGAGCGCUCAGCGCUGCUUGAAUUCGAAAAACCAAAUGCGCCUGCCGCCGUGAUCACGCUCAAGACUUUGGUCUCCUUCGCUAUCGACCAUUCCUUGCCAGGCGCCCUGGCGAAUGCGCUGCUGAUCUUCAAGAACCACUGCUUGAACCUUACGAGUAUCAAUACAAGGCCCAGCUUGAAGCGCGCUUGGCAAUAUAUCUUCUUCGUAGAGUGCGGGCGAACUCCCUCAGACGGGAAUGAGGAGGCUGUGCUCAAGGCUCUCGACGACCUGCGGCAUGCGACUGAGUUCUGCAGGGAUUGGGGCACUUGGAAGGAUCAGCUCGGCGGGAGCAUUGCCUAG